UGUAAAUAACCCGCAGAAUGCCCGCCGCCCCCACCGCCCGCUGACCCCGCCUCCGCCUCCGCCUCCGGCGACCCCGAUCCCCGCUGGCGCCGGGGGAAAUGGCGGCGUGGUGCUCCGGCGAGUCCACCAAGCCGGUCUUCGUCGGGAUCUACGGCGCCGUGCUCGGCGGCUUCGCCGUCUCCGCGCUCUUCUUCCUGCUCUCCUCCUUCUCCUCCCUCUCCGUGCCCCCGCUCCCGCUCCCGCUCCCCCUCCCCACCACCCCCGCCGCCGCGGCCAACCUCUCCCGGCCCGCUCCCGCGCGGCCGGAGACCAUGUACAGCCGCCCCAUCUGGAAGCCCCCGCCCCGGGGGUCCCGGAUGCCCUCGCCGCGCGCGUUCCGGCUCACCCGCGACAUGGUCGCCGCCCGCGCCCGCGGCGGCGUCAUCGUCGUCACCUUCGGCAACUACGCCUUCCUCGACUUCAUCCUCACCUGGGUGCGCCACCUCACCGGCCUCGGCGUCGACAACCUCCUCGUCGGCGCCAUGGACACCAAGCUGCUGCGGGAGCUCUACCUCCGGGGCGUGCCCGUCUUCGACAUGGGCAGCAGGAUGGCCACCGAGGACGCCGGGUGGGGCUCCCCCACGUUCCACAAGAUGGGCAGGGAGAAGGUGCUGCUCAUCAACGCGCUCCUGCCCUUCGGGUACGAGCUGCUCAUGUGCGACACGGACAUGGUGUGGCUCAAGAACCCAUUGCCCUACCUCGCCCGAUACCCCGACGCGGAUCUCCUCACGUCCAGCGAUCAGGUCAUACCCACCGUCACCGACGACAGCCUGGAGAACUGGAGGGAAGUUACUGGUGCAUUCAAUAUUGGUAUUUUCCAUUGGCGACCCACUGAACCUUCUAAAAGGCUGGCAAAGGAUUGGAAAGACUUAGUCCUAUCUGAUGAUAAGUUGUGGGACCAGAAUGCUUUUAACGAUCUUGUACACAAAGUUUUUGGACAACCAGUUGAAGGACAAGGUGAUCUGGUAUAUUCAUAUGAUGGGAAGCUGAAGUUGGGAGUACUACCGGCAAGUAUAUUUUGCAGCGGCCACACGUAUUUUGUGCAGGGCAUGUAUAAGCAGCUUCAUUUGGAACCGUAUGGAGUUCAUACUACUUUUCAGUAUGCGGGUACUGAAGGAAAGCGCCAUAGAUUGCGAGAGGCAAUGCUUUUCUUUGAUCAACCAUCAUAUUAUGACUCUCCAGGAGGUUUUCUGUCAUUUAAACCUAACAUUCCAAAAAGUUUGCUAUUAGAUGGCGCUCAUACUGUUGAAUCCCAUUUUGCAUUGGUCAAUUAUCAGCUGAAACAAAUAAGAACUGCACUUGCAAUCGCAUCUUUGUUAAAACGGACACUGGUAAUGCCUCCAUUAUGGUGCAGGCUUGAUAGAAUGUGGUUUGGACAUCCUGGAGUUAUGGAAGGAACAAUGACCAGACAACCUUUUCUCUGCCCAAUGGAUCAUGUGUUUGAGGUGCAUGUUAUGCUGAAGGACUUGCCCAAGGAAGAGUUUGGUCCACAUAUUGAUUUCAGAGAGUACUCCUUCCUUGAGAAUCCAUCAUUACCUAGAGAGGUGAAAGAAUCGUUGCUUGAGGUUCAACUCUGUGAUGAUCAUAGCUCCAGAUGCUCUGCAGUUAAUAGAACUGAUGAGCACAAACCCCUUCUUAUACCAAGAAAUAGCACUGAAGAAAAGCUGCUGAAUAUCUUCUCGUCAUAUAAGAGUGUUAAAAUCAUACAAUUCCCAUCUAUGGUUGAUGCCUUCGGCGGUUUUGCUGAUGCAGUUGUGGAGACAAAGUUCCGGAAUCGUGUGAAAAGGUAUGUGGGCCUAUGGUGCUGUGCAGAGUUCCGCGAAAUUGGCCACAUAUAUUAUGACAUGUACUGGGACGAGAAACCAGGGUGGAAGCCACACCCUCCAGAGACAAGAGAACAGGACCAUCCACCUUGGUCAUGACAACUGACAACAAGAUGCAAGAAAGAUACUAAUGAUGAUCUGAGGUCGUGUAACCAGAGGAAGAUAAAUUGCUAAACAGGUUUACUUGGGAGCAGCCUGCUCCUUUAUAAUGGUGGUCUAAUCUUGACCCUUCAGGCCAAUUUCAUGCUUUUGAAGCAAAGAAAUGGAUCGGCAUUGUAGUUCUGUUCCUCGGAAGAGUGAUUAACCUUGUCGACAAGUGGUGGCCCCUUGUUUCUAAGAUCCUCAGGUGAAGCAUGAGCCCCUAAUGAUUUAGAUUGAGGCAACAUUUGGCUCACAGCUUAGUUAUUUUUUCCUUUUAUUUUUGCAUUCAUGUUCAUAGAAUCAUGGCUGAUACAACCAGCUCCAAAGGAGAAGAGGGCAUUGUUUUUAACUGUAGAGCGAAGCUUGGCUGUCGCUGGUAUUACAGGAGACUCUGUAGCUAGUUAUCUUGCUGAUACACAGCAUUGUUCAUAUCUGUUGUGCAAAACUUGGCAAUUCCGUUAAGAAAGUUUCCAAGCAGCUAUCUGCUUUUUUUUUUU
Messenger RNA from Panicum virgatum (switchgrass), 2500 nucleotides. Its product is annotated as arabinosyltransferase XEG113-like. The record is from RefSeq and is a predicted model, not a curated record. Gene Ontology annotation, molecular function: arabinosyltransferase activity. The coding region runs from base 99 to 1961 and encodes 620 amino acids. NCBI's taxonomy places the organism in Eukaryota, Viridiplantae, Streptophyta, Magnoliopsida, Poales, Poaceae. Gene Ontology annotation, cellular component: Golgi apparatus. The transcript is spliced from 10 exons. Gene Ontology annotation, biological process: cell wall pectin biosynthetic process.